Molecule: messenger RNA, 2084 nt
Organism: Melopsittacus undulatus (budgerigar)
Lineage: Eukaryota; Metazoa; Chordata; Aves; Psittaciformes; Psittaculidae
Gene: RBPMS2
Product: RNA binding protein, mRNA processing factor 2
Exons: 8
Coding region: 241-843 (200 amino acids)
Biological process (GO): negative regulation of smooth muscle cell differentiation
Molecular function (GO): protein homodimerization activity; mRNA binding
Source: RefSeq, a predicted model, not a curated record
CGGCGGCGGGGGCUGGGGUGCGUCGGCCCCGCAGCUGUGGCUCGUUGCGCUCUGCUCGGCCCCGCUACCCCCGGCCCGGCCCUUAACAGCGGUGAGGUCCCGGGACGCCGCAUGUGAGUCAGGAGGGCAGCGCCGUCCUACACCGCCCCGCACCGCCCCUGCGCACCGGCACCGUACCGGAGCUCCAAAGCAGCCGGCACCACCCCCGCCCCGUUCGUCCCUUUACCCCGGCACCUCACCAUGAGCAACCUCAACAAGGACACCGAGCACACCAACGGCAGCGGCAACGUCGAAGAGGAGGUACGGACGUUGUUUGUAAGUGGUCUUCCUGUGGAUAUCAAGCCCAGAGAGCUCUACCUACUCUUCCGACCCUUCAAGGGUUAUGAAGGGUCACUGAUCAAGCUAACUUCAAAGCAGCCAGUUGGUUUUGUGACCUUUGACAGCCGGGCUGGUGCUGAAGCAGCAAAGAACGCCUUGAAUGGCAUCCGCUUCGACCCAGAGAACCCCCAGACCUUGAGAUUAGAGUUUGCAAAAGCCAACACAAAGAUGGCCAAGAGCAAGCUGAUGGCCACGCCAAACCCUACCAACAUCCACCCUGCCUUGGGCGCACACUUCAUUGCACGGGACCCUUAUGACCUGACUGGAGCAGCUCUUAUUCCAGCAUCACCAGAGGCGUGGGCUCCGUACCCGCUGUACACCACGGAGCUGACCCCUGCCAUCCCCCAUGCUGCCUUCACCUACCCAGCAGCCGCCGCCGCAGCUGCUGCUCUUCACGCUCAGAUGCGCUGGUAUCCUCCCUCUGAAGCUACCCAGCAAGGAUGGAAGUCUCGUCAAUUUUGUUAGUUCCUUAUGUCUCUCCUCUGCUUGUGUUCCUCCUCCCUGCCUCUCCGGAGCGAUGUGCCAGGGAUGAUCACUCAAACUCCUCUUGGUUUGGUUUGGUGACAAGGCACCCAGCCCCGGCGCGCUCCCCAGGGGCUGCCAGCAUCCCCCAUCCCUGGACUGUGAAGCCACCAUGGGCUAUGCGCCGCCUCCAUCCCUUCCUCCCUCCCUCUCUCUCCAGAACACCCUCCCUGGCUGAGCUUCGCAGUGUGGCUGUGCCGAAGCCCAGCCUGGGGGUCUCUGUCCUGGGCUUCCCUGGGCUCGCCCUGUCCCAGUGGCUCAGCUGAAGGGAACGAAAGGCAAUGGGUUUUGCAUGUUUUCUGGCAUGAAUUAAAACACUUAACUUGUGUAUGUGUGAGUGUAAGUUUGUUUGUUCUAGCGUUUGUGUAACCGUUAGCAACAGGUCUUGGCCCAACAGAUUGACCCAUCAACAUUUUCAUCUUGCUUCGGUGAAGACUGGGCUUUGAGAAAUACUAAACUGUCCUUGUCUUACCCCUUCUCCCACCUCUACCCUCCCCUUCCCAGUACGCCCAGAAAAAUUUGAGAAAUGCUCCGUUGUUUUUUUUCCUUGUUUUGGUUUUUCCCAAGUACAAUGCACUGGGUUUCUGUUCGCAGCCGUUCUCCUCUGCUCUCAAAGUCAGGGUUAUUUUAUUAGCUUUUUUUUCCUUCCUCAAACUUCUAUCUAUAGAACAGCUGUAAAAGUUCUAAACUCUUUUUUUUGGGGGGGUUUUUUGUUUUCCACAUCCUUCUGAUUGGAGAGCAUCCAGUCCUGCCAAACAUCAGCCAUCCUUAUGGGAAUACCGAACAAAAAAAGUACGAGUAUUUUUGUACCAUGUGUAAUAAGGAAAUAUUUAUGCAUCAUAAAGAAUUUUUUGUGUGUUUGUGUGCAAUUAAUUAUUAUUAUUAUUAAAGAGAAAUUGUAAUCCUGUAAGAUAAGUUAAUGUUUAGUUCAAAGCUUGAAAGAGAGGGGUUGUCUUCUGUACCAAUGAUUCAGUCAGGCAUAGUAAAUGAGAACUUGUGCAAUUUUUGUUCUAGCAUCUUAUUGCUUGGUAUUGAAGUGCUUUCAGUAUUAUAUGACUAUGGCUGUCUCGCUUGUAUUAAAAGAGUUGAGAAUAAGUUGCUAUAUAAUUGCUGAUCCUAUGAGAAUGUGAAACUGGAUAAUAUAUGAAAUGCAAAACAAAAAAAAAGGACAAAAAUAUAUCCCC